GCCUUCACCCAAGCGUGGUGCUGAGCGAUGGAGCUGGAGAGGGAGGCUCCUCUUCCACCUCUCCCCACCGUCCCACGGGCCGCAGUUACUCCAGGCUCCUUAUUUUCUUUCUUCUUCUCUCUCCUUUUCUUUUUCCCCCCCUUCCUAAUGGCCUUAGGAAAUUUGGGGGUGGGGGGGCGAAGCCAGAGGAGGGGGGGAGAAGGAGAGAAGCCGAGGGAAGGGGAGGAGUUUCUCCAGCUCCCGUCUUUAAUGCCAGCAGCGAGGUGUCAGGGGGGACCUUCGCAGGAGCAUGAGAUGCCCUUACAGACGCUGCUCCCUUUCUCACUCUUCCGCCCUUUCAAAAAUAUCCGGAGCAUCCUGGGGGAGGGGGGGAGAAAGUUUCCUUCCCCUUGCCCAGCUCGGCCACACACUCACCGAAAGAGAGAGAAAAAAAAAAUUAAAAAAACAAUCCCCCAAACACUCAAAGGCUACAAAACCCGAAAAGGGGAAGCGCUCGGGCGACGCUCCUGGCGGACUGUUUUGUCCCGCGGGGAGGGAGGGAGGGAGGGAGGGAGCGAAGGGAGGCAGGAGGAUGGGAGGAGGUGUCCGGGCUCUCCGAGAGCCCCAGCAGGCUCCCCAGGAGCUGCGAAACGAGCAGCACGCAACUUUCCCGCAGUCCGGCCGCUUCCCCCCGGCUGCCGCCCGCCCCGGGCCGCGCCGCCGGCCCCUCGGCGCGGGGAGAGCGGCUGGAGCUGUGCCUGCAUUCCCCGGGCUGCCGGAGCACGGAGGUUCCUACAGACUGUCAUGGAAGGAAACAGACCCAGAAAUGAAACAGGGACCAAGAUCACUGACACCAGCUCAGGAAGGGAUGUGGACAGAUCUUGCCCGUCUUGACAACUGAUCCUGGGUAUCAAAAAGUUUCAGAAGUCAUCAUUCAAAAUGAGCAGGCCUGUGGAAUGGGUUUAUUUGGUCCACAGAAGGCCGUGGCGUGGACACUGGAGCAAGGAUUGGCAGGAGGCUCCACGUUUGGCAGCUGCAGUGCUUGUCUCACUGUGUCCCAUCUUCAUGGCUCCAGAACCACAAUCCCCACGAGGCUGCCCUCAUGCUGCACAGCACUGACCCCACAGGAAAUGCAGGCACAGGGAAUCAGAGGGUGCAUGGUGCUGUGACCUGAACCCCACUGUGUGGUGGCAUUAGUGCCAGCACUGUUCUACAGACUGUGUCCACAGCUAAGUUCUGUUUUUCAUUUGUAUCACUUCACUGUAAGAGUAAAAUAUGAAUAAUACUCUCUGUCAUCUGUGCUAGAAAGCAUCUGGGAGACCUGACUAGGUACAAACAUGGAAAACACAUUUUCUUGUUUGAACCACAAGACAUUGAUAAAAAACUUUGAGGCUGAUUUUCAAAGUUCACACAAUCUCUGCUGGUUCUGAGAGCCAGGAGAGCCUUCCAAAGAUUGAAGUACUUCAUGAGACAUUAUCUUUUUAUAUUGGUUUCUAUAUAUAAAAAAAUUUCCAUUAACUGUAAUGAUGCUGUUCAGCCUCAAGUAUUCUUAGUACUUAAGAGUCAUGAAGAAGCAAUGAAAAAUACUUUUUAAAGUAGCUAAUUUCCUCCUUACUGAUACAGGAAAAUUUCUUUUGUGUUUUCUACUGAUUGUGAGUCAGAAUUUCUGGCUGUUAGCCAAACACAAUACUUGGAACCUCUGAUUUGCAUAUGUAGGCCUACAAGUUAGACAGAUAACCUCAAUCAAAAUUUAACAGAUUAUAUGCAAAACCAGUGAGAAAAGAUUCAUUUCCCAUAUUGAGUGAUUUUUGUCAGUUGU
Passer montanus (Eurasian tree sparrow) is the source of this 1798-nucleotide messenger RNA. RefSeq lists its product as uncharacterized. The transcript is spliced from 3 exons. The coding region runs from base 28 to 873 and encodes 281 amino acids. Lineage: Eukaryota; Metazoa; Chordata; Aves; Passeriformes; Passeridae. The record is from RefSeq and is a predicted model, not a curated record.